AUGUUUGACCACCGACAAACGCUGAAUGAGGAGCUGCUGGAGGAGGCGAUGGAGUGUGCCGACAGGAGCCCCAGCAGGGAGUAUGGCGACAGCAGGCCCGGAUCGACAAGUGCAGCGGCCGCGACUUCCACCACAAGCGAAGUGGUGGCAGUAAAACCCGGCAGAAGAGUCGCCCGCGUCAUUGAAGAAGUCAUGCGAUCCAUCGAGGAGCGCGCGAGGGCCGUCACGCGUAAAAAAUUUUGGCACGAAGAAGAAUCUUUUGAAACUUGUAGCUCCCGCAUGAAUCACAACGCAGAGGAUGGCAUACAGAUGUACCGCAAUAUGAUUCCGGACCCGGUGAUUACAAAAGGCCUGCCCACCCAUGAUGAGGAGGAGAUGAUCGCCUUUUUGCAGAACACGGAGCAUUUUUGCCUGCUGCGACAUGACGAGAUGCGAGAGGUGGUGCAGGCCUCUCUACGCCGUGAAUAUCUGCCGGGAGAAGUUGUGCUUCCAGAGGGCGGACACGCACCGCACAUGUACAUUGUUGUUGGGGGUGAAGUGGAGGUGUUUGCCCCAAACGACAGCGGCACGGACUCGCCUCAGCGAUCGAAACGCGCACACCCCUCGUCUCUUAAAACGCAAAAAAAAUGGUCUUGCCGUGCGGGUGGCACAUAUUGUUUUUUGGAUGCCGCUCAAAAAGAAGAUGAUCUCCAGCAAUCACGGGUGUUUCAUAAAGAGGAACUGUGUCCAGAGGUGUUGCCACUUGUGGAGGAAUGUGAGGCCAUGACGCACUGUGGCAAGGUGAAGCCUGGCAUGGUUUUCGGCCUGGAGCUCUGUGUUCUUAAAGACACCUCCCCACUGCGGUACGUCGCCGGCAUCACCUCCGAGCGCACGGUGCUGGCAUUACUUCCCCUGCGAGCGGUCCAGCAGCUUCUGGGGAAAAACCCGUGUUUUUCCCAAAGUGUGGGUCGGCACGUGGGCGAAGGUGAUAUUUUUAUUCCGGUUCGUGAGUUUUGCCGUUAUGUCUUCAUGCCCUCUGCGGCGAUGAAUGAGUAUCUCCCGCUCUGGACAAUUCUCGAUCGUUACACAAAGAUUGAGAACGUCAUUCACACAAAGCUGAAGAGCAAUACAAUAGACACAGCGGCGUGGAGUUACGCGUUGAAUCGUCUGCCGGAAAAUGUCACGACAACUUUUUGCUUUAAUCUCGUGUUGGCUCUACCGCCAUUUGUUGCGACGCGGAUGCGAGAAGAGGCGAAAAAGGCGGAUGUUCGUCAUUUCUUAAAGUUUGGAAAGAAUAAAUCCACAACAAAUCGGACCGCUAUUACAUACAUCCGCACCAAGGAACGCCGUCGCUGCACGUGGCAUUUGGGAAUGGAAGGAAAAACUCUCGUGCUGCUGCGUGAUGGAUACACGGAUCUUCUUGAUUUCCUCUCCAUGCUGUGUGUACAUAUCAUUGAAAGCAACAAGCUCCGAGGCCGUGUGCAAGGAAUGGUGCACCCACCGGCUAUUGAUAUCUUGGACGAAUAUUUGAAUAACCGUGAGGCCGAUGAAAGCGCCGGGCUGGUGCGCGACAAGGCACUUGAGUUGGAACGUGUUCAAGAGGUGUUAAAGAAUUUGCCCCUGACAAAAGACGAACAGAAGGGACUUUUAGAUUUAUGGCAGACGGAUUGCCUUGUUAAGAUUUAUGAGGUGAUGAUGCAUCGAGAGGAAUUUAAUGUACGCGUGGAUCCAGGUGUAUCCCGUAAGUUUCAGACGAAUCCAUUCGUUGAAUGGGCACUCAAUCUGCGUGCUUGCAUCAUGCAGAAAAUGGGCCUGAACAGUCAUUGGGUACCGCCGGAUGAUCUUUGCAUUGAUAUCGUUAGCAGUAAUACACACUGUAUCAAGAAUCUUCUUUCUAGCUUUCACCGCAAGCAUCGGAAAGCCAUUGAGGAGUAUGCACGACGUGAUAAACGACUCGGGCCUUUGGAAUCCUGGCACGUAGAGGAGGAUGCGUUUUAUGCCUCAACCACGGGAUUACUAUCUACAGAGCGAACAGACCUUAUGGAUGAUUAUGCAAAAGCCCUGGAGGAGAGUGGUAUAAUGGUGCUUGUGGACACGGCUAUGACAGGGCUUCAGGUGGACAUUAUUCCUGUGCAUGCGUUAAACUUUGAGACUAUAGACACUGUGUUGCAGGAAUCUCUGAAGCGUAUUUCCGGGGGCCAAGGACGGUUGGACUCCAAAAGUUGGCUGCAAAUGUGUCAACCACGACCUUUAACCAAAAAAAGCACGGAUGAAAUGUCUUCCCCCUUUUUUAGCUCUCCUAAACAUCAUUCUCGGUUGGAUCGACACUUUAUAAUCAAUAUGGAUUUUGCCUUUGGGGCGCAGGCGGAGGGCAUCUGCAGGGCGAUCUUUAGUGUCUUUGGACGCAGAAUCCGAAGCGUGAACGUGAUGGGGAAAGCCGGUGGGUUGGUUGGCAAACGUGGUGACAUUCAACUUCCUAAGGAGGUACUCAUGUCCAAAUCCAGUCUUAUUGUUGAAGAUUCACAAGAUGAGUUGCGUCGUUGCCGCAAUCAAGGCCUGACGGCAGAACGUCUACGGGAGUUGGCGGGCCCAAAUGUAUCGGUCCAUGAGGGAAGAAUUGUCACCAUCGCAGGUACCAUGUUGCAGAAUGUGCGAAUGCUGGAAUUCUAUAAACGUAUUUGGGGUUGUGUGGGGGCGGAAAUGGAGGCAUCGUUUUUUGCUCGUGUGAUUGAAGAUUUCUUCCGCCAAGGAAUUGCAAAUCGAGAACUGGAAACACGCUUUGUGUACUACACAAGUGAUUUGCCUCUAGGAAGCCAUGCGUCAAAGCGCACUACGGGUGCCUCCCUCUCUGUGCCAAUGACAGUGAAGGAAGGCGUGCCGUCACUUUAUGCCAUUGCGCGGGGCAUUUUAGAAAACAUCCUCCUCCCACGUUGA
Messenger RNA from Trypanosoma cruzi, 2913 nucleotides. RefSeq lists its product as uncharacterized. The coding region runs from base 1 to 2913 and encodes 970 amino acids. The record is from RefSeq and is a predicted model, not a curated record. Lineage: Eukaryota; Euglenozoa; Kinetoplastea; Trypanosomatida; Trypanosomatidae. The transcript has a single exon.